GUAGCUGACAUAAAGUUUACCAAGUAUUUAUGCCUCGCUGUAUUGAAUGUGAGGCUACUAUUGAGCGUAUAAUUAAUAUUGAAACAAACACAGUGGAGAAAUGCCCUUGCUGUGGUCUUAGUUGCGAUACAUAUUAUGAGUUCGGUACAACACAGAAGUGGAUAGAUGCUGUGCUACUACAGCGAUCAGCUUGGGUUCACAUCCUUUUCAACGAAGAUGUUAGGCUCCCAACUCAUUUGAUCUUUGCUGUAGCCUGUUGUUUAAUCGAGGCAUUUGUAGUUCGUAGCUUGUAUGUGAUAACUUCCUCUUCCACAGACACGACACUAACCCUUCAAAUUGUGAAGAUUAUCAAAAGUCCUUUGUACCCAGCAAUGAAUUAUGCGACAACGUUGCCCAAGCUUUUUUUUUAUACACUUAGUGAGCAUUUCCUGUUAUUGGCAACAAUGACUUGGGUAGGCAGCCGCACAACAUUAAAGGGUGUAAAUUACGAACAGGUUCUCUACAUUUGGGUGAAGGCUAUAAGUAUUGCCACAUCAGUAAAGCUUUUGUAUUGCUUAUUUUUUAUUUGGAAUAUCCCGUUGUCUCUCCUUCGGUUGAUUGACGGCUUGUUUUGUGUGUGGCUAAUAAGAGGGUUUCUCACACUUAUGUCCGACAAGUCCUUAUACUACGUGAUUCCGAACGUUUUAUUGUGUAUCGGAUGUCGUGUCAUGUUUCGUCAUCUGACAGGUUGGUGCAGUCAAAUUAUAGUGUAGGGGAAAAAAUGGUGCAGCGGUUUCCGCUUCUCGCAUAACCUUAUUGACCUUCCUCGAAUUAGGUAAAUUUGAUCAAAAAA
Phytomonas sp. EM1 is the source of this 832-nucleotide messenger RNA. The record is from the annotation of a GenBank genome assembly. Lineage: Eukaryota; Euglenozoa; Kinetoplastea; Trypanosomatida; Trypanosomatidae.